Sebastes umbrosus (honeycomb rockfish) is the source of this 3881-nucleotide messenger RNA. It is a transcript of the gene map2k2a, whose product is annotated as mitogen-activated protein kinase kinase 2a. Gene Ontology annotation, biological process: protein phosphorylation. Bases 602 to 1801 code for a protein of 399 amino acids. Gene Ontology annotation, molecular function: protein kinase activity; ATP binding. NCBI's taxonomy places the organism in Eukaryota, Metazoa, Chordata, Actinopteri, Perciformes, Sebastidae. The record is from RefSeq and is a predicted model, not a curated record. The transcript has 11 exons.
CAUCACAGGUCUGAUGCUGCAGCUGCUGCUUCCUGUAUUGAAGCACCAACAACCACAGAAGAGGAGCCUUUUUCUCGCUUCAGAGCUCCACACCCUGACCUGAAACACCGAGGAAUAAUAGUUGCUCCUGUCCUUUAGGAGGGGAAGCCAACCGGAGUCGGUCUCCCGGUGUAGCUGCCCGGUAAAACACCGUUUAGUCUCGUUAAAAAGCUGAGAAGAGGCACGAUUUUUUCCUGGAGUUAGCUAGUGCUAGCUAGUAGCGAGCUAAGUGGCUAAUGGCUAGUAGCAGCAGCAGCAGGUAGAUAGAUAACCCAGAAGAAACCAAAUAAUGUGUUUACUCCAAAAGCUUUAAAUGCAAAUUAAAGAGCACUUCGGUAUGAAAAGAUUUACCCAAAUAUAUCCUGACUGACAUGCUACUGAAAGUAGACUAACUUUGCUAAAAGAGCUGAGAUCCUGUUGCUCCUUUUUUUCUCCAGACUUGAGCUUCUAACAAGGAUAAAAAGAAAAGGCUAGAUUCAUUAGCAGCUUUCACCAGCUCACUGCUGCAGGUUAGUGGAUUCAUUUGAGACUUUCUCGGGUAAAUUAGUAUUAAAAAAUCAAAAUGCCUGCUAAAAGAAGACCAGUUCCCCUGAACAUAACGCCCAUAGGAGAGGGACAGGCCACCUCCAACACCAUCGAUGCUGCAUCUGAAGCCAACCUUGAGGCCUUACAAAAGAAACUGGGUGAGUUGGACCUGGACGAACAACAGAGGAAACGACUAGAGGCCUUUCUCACCCAGAAAGCUCAGGUCGGGGAGUUGAAAGACGAGGAUUUUGACCCCAUAUGUGAGUUAGGCGCUGGAAACGGUGGAGUGGUCAACAAGGUCCGCCACAAACCCUCGGGUCUGGUCAUGGCUCGGAAGUUGAUCCACCUGGAAAUCAAGCCUGCCAUCAGAAACCAGAUUAUCAGAGAGCUGCAGGUGCUGCAUGAAUGCAACUCCCCCUACAUUGUGGGCUUCUAUGGGGCCUUUUACAGCGAUGGGGAGAUCAGCAUCUGUAUGGAGCACAUGGAUGGUGGAUCCUUGGACCAGGUCCUGAAGGAAGCCAGAAGAAUCCCAGAAGAAAUCCUGGGGAAAGUUAGCAUAGCUGUAUUGAGGGGAUUAGCCUACCUGCGGGAGAAGCACCAGAUCAUGCACAGAGAUGUCAAGCCCUCCAACAUCCUGGUCAACUCUCGUGGGGAGAUCAAGCUGUGCGACUUUGGUGUGAGCGGCCAGCUCAUAGAUUCCAUGGCCAACUCCUUUGUUGGAACGCGCUCCUACAUGUCGCCGGAGAGACUGCAGGGCACUCACUACUCGGUUCAGUCUGACGUGUGGAGCAUGGGUCUGUCCCUGGUGGAGCUGGCGAUUGGCCGCUACCCCAUCCCCCCACCAGACGCCAAAGAGCUGGAGGCCAUCUUCGGACGGGCCAUUAUGGACGGGGCCGAGGGAGAGCCUCACACCAACAUGCAGAGGCCCAGACCACCGGGCCGACCCGUGAGCGGACAUGGAAUGGACAGUAGACCUGCUAUGGCUAUCUUUGAACUUUUGGACUACAUUGUGAAUGAGCCGCCCCCUAAACUGCCACUUGGGGUCUACACCAAUGACUUCCAGGACUUUGUGACAAAAUGUUUGAUCAAAAACCCAGCUGAAAGGGCAGAUCUGAAGAUGUUGAUGAGUCACACGUUCAUCAAACGAUCAGAAGUGGAGGAAGUGGACUUUGCCGGCUAUUUGUGCAAAACCAUGGGCCUCAACCAGCCCAGCACUCCUACCCGCGGCACUGAGUGAACCGGCCUUCACUGCCCUGACACACCUCUGGGUCUCGCUUGCAUACACCUAAAUAUACUGCACAUACAUGUACACAAGCCAUCUAACACAUUGGCACUUUUUUCCAUCUUGCUCUUGGGUAAAACAGUUUUGGUCCCCCCCUCCUCUCCUCAUUUAUUUCUUCACCAGCAGCAGAGCCUGUUCAGUCAUUGUACUGUAAGACCACAGCUUCACCAUGCCAGUGUCAAGAGUAGCCACAGCUCACUUCUCCACACUGCUACAGAGGAUGUAAAGCACUGAAGGGCUGCCAGGGUGUCAGCUGAAUUUGCAUUGAUUGACAAACUUCUUUUGUAUUGUUGAUUGUUGAAUAUAUGAAUAUUCUGUAUUAAUCUUUUCUAUGGAAGCAGUUGAUGGCUUGUGGGACUUGUAUUUUAAUAAAUGACCUGCUGUAGAGAUUUCCAAACGGAGAAAUCUGAAAAAACAUCACGACUUGCAAAUUCUAAAUUGGUUUUAUUGAAGGUGAAUGCAGCUAUUUGGAUUUAAAAUCCCUUUGUUAAACUUAUUCGUGCUAAAAUAUUCUCCGCAGAGACCUUUACAAUUACCUCCAACGUGAUAAUUAAAUUUGUAGUGCAGGACAAAUGGGCGUCAUCACUUUUUGGUACAAGAGCGAUCACUUUGUGAACAAUGUCACAAACCAAAGAGGGUACUCAAAGGUUUUUCAAUGCCUGAUCAGUUUGUUUUUUUUCGUAUGCACAUUCAUGAUCAGUCUAUAAGUGUACUUUGAAUGUUUUAAUUUUUUUCAUUCAGUGAUCUACACUCUGAUUAUGUUGACAUUGUUUCCUCAACAUCCAUUUCAAUGCGCAUCCCACACUGUCUCUCACACUGGAGGAGGCAUCUGCUGUGGAGGCCUGACAUAUGCCAGAAUGUCAUUAUUGGCAUUGAGAAAACAACGAUCAAAAUGUAUUCAUGGGAUGAUAUAGCAUGGUUUAUUAUCUUUCUAAUACCGUAUGUGUAUUUUCUUUCCCAAGAUCAUGAUGGGGAUGAUUAGCUGGUGUUUUUAUCAAAAGCCUGAAUCUCUGCAAUGUCAAUAUGAAAUUUCAAUCACGUUGACUAAUUCAUUUUUUUGUCUCUCUCUUUGUUGUUGAUCUGUACUUUACCCUGAAGUGUAUUUGGUUAUGUUUUCACUGUACUGCUACGUGUGGCGCUCCAAGCUUUCUCUUGGGACUCAACCAGCCUAGAGGCGUGCUUUUGGAAAAGACUUGGGUUGAAAUACAUUUGAAAACCUUUUCCCUGUGAUUUAACCCAAUUCAUUGUGGUGAAAAAUACGACCCAACGUUGAGUGGAACUUCAGACGUUUCCAGUAGUACAAAGGGAUUGACUGAACAUUUUAGCCCAGGUCAGUGUUGGUCACAUGGUGGUGGUGGUGUUACUUGCUAGCCUGCCGUCUUGCUAGAGCUCUUGUAUUCUCUCUGCUUAUGGCUACCCUUUUUUUAUUCCCCACCAAAAUAAUGUGCAUUUGUUCAGAGCAAAAUUAAUGCAUUGUCACUUGUAUGUGUACAAAGCUAUAUACAAAAAUUACAGGAGUACUAUUUUGCAGUCUUAAUAUACAAAUUUUUGAUUUAUGUAAAUGACAAGGGUGAAGAGUCAUUUUAUUAUAAUAUAAAAAUGUGUUGGAUAUGGUUCUAAUGUAUAAAAAGAUUAAAAUAAAACUUAUUUGUGAAUGUACUGUAAGUUGUUAUUCAUGACAGCUUGAUUCCUAUGCAUCUUUGUCUCUGAUAGAUUUACCAGAAUUUGUACCACAUUAAUAAAUGUAUUUAUUCCCUUUCAGCAAAACAAUAUUAACCGUACAGACAACAACAAUGAAGAAACAAAGACAGUACAUAGAUAUAUUACAGUUAAUACAAUUGCAGACUCCUAAUUUUUUUGUUUUUUUUUUGUUUUAUGUUUUUCCUUCAUUCAGGAUUGACAUGGUUGUUGUCAGGGCCGUAGCUACCAUUGAGAAUAUUGAGAUCAUGUUCUUGGUAUUGUUCCAGCACUGUUUGAGUCAUUUAAAUUGGGUUACUUUUGGGCCAAUGCAAUAAAAUAAAAAUAAAAAAUGUAA